This is a messenger RNA of Brassica rapa (field mustard), 1425 nucleotides long. Its product is annotated as GDSL esterase/lipase At2g42990. NCBI's taxonomy places the organism in Eukaryota, Viridiplantae, Streptophyta, Magnoliopsida, Brassicales, Brassicaceae. Gene Ontology annotation, molecular function: hydrolase activity, acting on ester bonds. The record is from RefSeq and is a predicted model, not a curated record.
UAUAGAGUUAAGCAACGCAUACUGAACUAUAAUAAAAAAAAAAGAAUAUUCACAUAAUGACAAUUUUUUAAAUCUUCCGUUCUUAAUUAAAAAAAAAAACUCUAUUUGAUUCUAUAUAUACCACCGAAUCGAACAACUUAUAGUACACAGAAAUUAACCCAACCUAUAUAUAUAUAAGAAUUCGUACAUAUAUCUAUUUAACAAUAGUUAUAUUAGAUAGUAAAUAUAAUGUGUAUAUAUUGAAUGAAAUUCAUAGGUAGCAUCGCCGUCUAACUAAGCAACUUGUUGGUAUGGCAGAACAUUAUUUGUCACCAUCAAUACUAUGCAUUAUGUUGACCGCUCUUGUCUCCCUCGCCGGAGCAAAAGUCCCGGCGAUCAUUGUCUUCGGCGACUCUUCCGUAGACUCCGGCAAUAACAACUUCAUACAAACCAUGGCCAGAGCCAACUUCGAACCUUAUGGCCGCGACUUCCCCGGUGGCCGCCCCACCGGCCGUUUUUGCAACGGCCGUCUCUCCUCCGAUUUCACCUCCGAGGCUUACGGUCUUAAACCGACUGUCCCGGCCUAUCUUGAUCCCUCCUACAAUAUCUCCGAUUUCGCCACCGGAGUUUGCUUCGCCUCCGCCGGCACCGGUUAUGAUAAUUCCACCGCUGGUGUGCUAGGCGUGAUUCCGUUAUGGAAAGAAGUCGAGUACUACAAGGAAUACCAACACAAACUUACCGCAUAUCUCGGCCGCCGAAAAGCAGCAAACAUCAUCAGAGAGUCGCUGUACCUAGUCAGCAUAGGAACCAACGACUUCUUAGAGAAUUAUUACACCUUACCGGACAGGAGAUCUCAGUUCAGCAUCAGUCAGUACCAAGACUUCCUCAUAGGGAUCGCCGAGGUGUUUCUAAAGGAUCUUUACAAACUUGGUGCUCGGAAAAUGUCUUUCACCGGAAUAUCUCCUAUGGGAUGUCUUCCACUAGAAAGAGUGGCGAAUCUUGACGACCCUUUCAGCUGUGCUACGAAUUACAACGACUUGGCGAUAGAUUUUAACGGGAGGUUGAGGAGAUUAGUGAGGAAGCUGAAUCAAGAACUCAGUGGAAUGAAGAUAUAUUUUGCUAAUCCUUAUGAUAUCAUUUGGGAUAUUGUUAUAAAACCAUCACGUUACGGUCUAGAGGUGUCUAGUUCUGCGUGUUGUGGAACUGGAUUGUUCGAGAUGGGGUUUCUUUGCGGCCAGGACAAUCCGUUAACUUGUAGUGAUGCGAAUAAGUUCGUCUUCUGGGACGCUUUUCAUCCGACCGAGAGGACUAAUCAGAUUGUGUCUGAUUACUUCUUUAAACAUCUCAAGAAUCUCUUUCAUUGAUCCUUAUUCACAUAUCUAUGAGUAUUUCAUUUACAUGAGCUUCAUUUUCAAAUAUUAGAGAAUGUUUUUUUUUUGCCCGAUA